CUUUUAUCAGUAUUGAUUUUGUCCACCAACGAAACGGACAUUUUGGCUAGAACGAAGUGAAAAUUUGGCCAUCUGUCUUCCUUUUACACACCCUAUUUUUUGGACAACAAGCACACGAGGAGUUCGUUUAAUAUCUGUGUAAUCUUGGCGUUCGGUCGCGUAGAAUGCGUUCAAUCUGCAUGCUUGAAUGAUUGACCGAUUGCAUACGCGUCGCUUAGGAGCUGCAAGUAACCGUAGCGACACUAGCUCCAUAUCGGCGACUACCACCGGUGUUGGCGGUGGUGUUGGUGCUGGUACAAGUGGCGGCGGCAUAAUUACCACUCCACCAGCUAGCACCAGCUCCUCCAGCGGGCACAGUCUACAGUAUCAGCAGCAGCAGCAUUCACAUCCCCAUCAACAGCAACAGCAAUUUCGCUCAUCAUUACAUCACCAUCAUCAUACGUCGGGUCACAGUCAUUUCACCUUCAAUACCGGAGGCAGUUAUAGCCAAGGUCAUAGCUCGGGCAGCUUAUCGCGCAUAUCACGCAAGGCUGGCGCAUCACUUUCGGCAUCUGCACAAAGUGGACAUGGCUUUGAUGGAACCAGCAGCGUUAAUAGUCCGUCAGUUGUGAAUUCGGGCAGCGGCAGCGCCAGUAGUGGUCCGGCACUGCUACCCACAAUGGGUCCAAUGUUGGGCACUUCAACAAGUGGUGGUACCGGCAUAGCCGGCGGUCAAUUGGGUGUACAUAAUCAAAAUGUGUCUUCGAACACGGCUGGUAAUAGUAGUGCUGGUGGUGGUGGUCUUGGCGCUAGCGGUAGCGGCAGCGGUGCGGGCAUUGGUGCUGGUGUCAUGGGCGGUAUUGGUGGCGUUGGCGGCGGUGCGAUUGGCGGUGGUGUUGGUAUGGGCAUCUGUGGCGGCAUCAGUAGUACGAUGGGCCCAAGCAGCGCAGCCAUAACUGGCGUCCCCCCUAUUGGGCUGGGCCUAGCAACGGGCAUUGGUAAUAAGAUGCUCGGCCGCAAGCAAAGCCUCAAGGGGGGCGAACCGUUUUUGGCCGAUUAUGGUCCCGAGGAGUCGCUUAACGAAAGUGCCGAUAUUGAAUGGGUGAAUAAGCUGUGGGUAAGGCGACUAAUGCGUUUAUGCGCCUUAGUAUCCUUGGCCUCAGUCUCAUUGAAUACGCCGAAAACUUUCGAGCGGCAUCCCCCAUUACAGUAUAUAACAUUCGCAUCGGACACCGCGGUCACGCUGCUAUUCACCGCCGAAAUGAUUGCCAAAAUGCAUAUACGUGGUGUAUUGCAUGUAAGUAUUAUGGUUAGGUAGAAGAUCAAUUAUUGAACACAACAAUAACUAAAUGUUAAGCGAGCUUGAACGAAUCCAUCGGAAAGAAUAAUAUAACAUAAGGUAUGGAGGGACAUAGGUAUGUGAAAUUAUCUCUAUUUGUGAGCCUUUGUUCGAAUGGAGCUUUAUAUAAUUGUUGUCUAAAGAUGUUAUAAAAUGAAAAGGUAAUCUAUUUUAACUGCACUUAUUGAAAAAUGAAGUACUAAAUAUUAAUUAAUCGAUAAUUACCUUAAUUCAAUUUAAAACCGAUUUGAAUUUCACUUGAACUGUUCUAUAUAAACUGCGCGCGCAAACCGAAAUGAUAAAUAAAAAUUCCUUAAUUGGAAUAAGUUCUUGUGAAAUUUGAUCUCCAUUUUUACUAUAGAAAAAAAACUUAAUAUCGAGUCAUCUUUGUAACGAAGACAAAUAUUUUAGUGGCACAAGACUUCAGUGAAGCUCGUAAAGUCAUCGAAAACUUUUCUCAUGGGAGUCGUCCAUCCACCAUUGUUAAUGACGAUAACAUAGAAAAAGUUAAAAAAACAUAGUUUGAAAAUCGUUGUCAUCAAAGAGAUAACAGAGGAUCUCAAAAUCUCGUAUGGAUCGAUUCGUCCAUUUAAGUUAAUGUUUUAUGUAUGAAGCGUGUCAAUACAAAAAAGAGUUCGAGUGGAGGUCGCAAAGGAGAGCUUGACAAUGUAUGUAGCUGAAGACCAUAUAUUCAUCAAACACAUCUUAACUAAUGACGACACGAGAGUUUAUGAAUAUGACGUCGAAACUUUUCAAUAAUCUCGAAUGGCGCUCCAAAAAUGAAGCGAAAACGAAAUAGCAAAACUCGCUGAAAGCACUAAAGGCAUGAAGAGUUGAUAUGCAUUUCGUUUAGAAAUGACAUGUUCAGUGUAACUAAUAAAAUUUGGAUCAUUACCUAUCGAAAUACGGAUAGCAAAAGUAUUAUUGGUUAAAAACAGAAACAUUGGCAUUUAAGCCUUAAUUAAAUCGUAUAAAUAAACAUAAAUAUUAUUUCUUAUUAACAAAAUGCUGUCUAAAGUUGUCAUAUUGAAAAUAAGAAAUCGCUUUUUUAUUUUAACAUAAUCGGAGUAUAAUCCGGAGGAACUUUUAGAGUGUUACAAAGACUAAGAAACUAUUAAUGUCCUCACAUACCUUACAUCUUAUGAUCAGAUUGAUUUGCUCAAGUUUGUUACUGUUAUUGAUGUCGUCACUUUCAAAACAUAUGUUUGUAUGUAAUAAUUGUCCUACUCCAUUUUGCGUAAGCGUCAUAUGAAUCGAGUUUGCAACGAUUACAUAAAAAAUUGUAUAUAAAUAUGUGUAUAUUAAUGCAUGUAUGCAUGAGUGUCAUUUCGAAGCAGGUAUUACCAAAUCGUUCAAAAUGUGGCCUUUACUAAUCAUACAUUUUUCCCCCAUAUACUUUACAUACAAAUGAAUUGCUAUAGGGUGAAGUACCAUAUCUAAAGGAUCAUUGGUGUCAAUUCGAUGCGUCAAUGGUAUUUUUUCUCUGGAUAUCGAUUAUAUUACAAAUAUUCGAAGUUUUAGAAAUUGUGCCCAAAUUUUCUUACAUCUCAAUUGUACGCGCACCACGCCCCCUAAUUAUGAUACGCUUCCUGCGAGUCUUCCUGAAAUUUUCGAUGCCAAAAAGCCGCAUUAAUCAAAUAUUCAAACGCUCGAGCCAACAGAUCUACAACGUGACCUUGUUCUUCCUAUUUUUUAUGUCACUUUAUGGAUUACUGGGUGUACAAUUCUUUGGGGAGUUGAAAAACCAUUGCGUGAUGAACAACUCCGAGUACGACUACUUGGGAAGACCCAUUUUAACUAUAAAUUCGCUUGCCAUACCUGAUACAUUCUGCUCGAUGGAUCCGGACUCUGGAUAUCAGUGCUCACCCGGAAUGGUUUGCAUGAAAAUGGAUUUUCUCAGUAGCUAUGUAAUUGGCUUCAACGGUUUCGAGGACUUUGCUACGAGCAUUUUCACUGUCUACCAAGCCGCCUCGCAAGAAGGUUGGGUCUUUAUAAUGUACCGCGCUAUCGAUUCUUUGCCCGCUUGGCGUGCUGCUUUCUACUUCAGCACAAUGAUUUUUUUCCUCGCUUGGCUGGUGAAGAAUGUCUUCAUUGCUGUCAUUACGGAAACAUUCAACGAGAUUCGCGUGCAGUUCCAACAGAUGUGGGGCGCUCGCGGUCACAUACAGAAGACCGCUGCAUCGCAGAUACUCAGCGGCAAUGAUUCUGGUUGGCGUUUGGUGACUAUAGAUGAUAAUAAACAUGGCGGUUUGGCACCUGAAACCUGUCACGCGAUCUUACGUUCACCCUACUUUCGCAUGCUGGUGAUGACCGUGAUCUUGGCUAAUGGCAUAGUUAUGGCCACAAUGACGUUUAAACAUGAUGGUCGCCCGCGUAAUGUUUUCUAUGAGAAAUAUUAUUACAUCGAAAUGGCUUUCACAUUUUUCUUGGACUUGGAAACGCUCUUCAAGAUCUAUUGUUUGGGUUGGCGUGGCUAUUAUAAACAUUCCAUACAUAAAUUCGAAUUGCUCUUGGCGGUGGGCACCACCAUACACAUUGUGCCAAUGUUUUAUCUGUCGGGCUUCACUUACUUUCAGGUCCUGCGCGUUGUACGCUUAAUCAAGGCUUCGCCUAUGCUUGAAGGCUUCGUUUAUAAGAUUUUCGGUCCGGGCAAGAAACUCGGCUCACUGAUCAUAUUCACUAUGUGUUUGCUUAUCAUUAGCUCCAGUAUUUCUAUGCAACUUUUUUGCUUUCUGUGUGAUUUUACGAAAUUUGAAUCAUUUCCGGAAGCUUUUAUGUCUAUGUUCCAGAUUCUUACGCAAGAGGCCUGGGUUGAAGUUAUGGAUGAAACAAUGAUACGCACGAGUAAAACACUUACACCGUUAGUGGCCGUCUAUUUUAUACUCUACCACUUGUUCGUCACAUUGAUCGUGCUCAGCUUGUUCGUGGCGGUCAUUUUGGACAAUUUGGAACUGGAUGAGGAUAUUAAAAAAUUGAAACAACUUAAAUUUCGUGAACAGAGCGCUGAGAUUAAAGAAACAUUGCCAUUUCGUUUGCGUAUUUUCGAGAAGUUUCCCGACUCACCACAAAUGACCAUAUUGCAUAGAAUACCGAAUGAUUUCACAUUACCCAAAGUACGUGAAUCGUUUAUGAAACAUUUCGUAAUUGAGUUGGAAACCGAUGAUCCCUCCAUUGUGGAGAACUGUAAGCGUCCCAUGUCGGAGUGUUGGGAGUCGAAUGUGGUAUUUCGUAAGCAGAAACCUGUGCGGAUCAUGAACAAGACGCCCAAGGUGCGUUCGGCCGGCAGCAGUUUGCGCAAAUUAGCCAUCACGCAUAUUAUCAAAUUUGGUUCACGUUCCAUACGUCGUAGCGUACGUUCCGGUUCGAUUAAAUUGAAACAGACUUAUGAACAUCUCAUGGAAAAUGGUGAUAUAGCGGCAGCACCACGCGCCAAUUCGGGACGUGCACGUCCGCAUGAUCUCGACAUAAAGCUACUGCAAGCGAAGCGACAACAAGCCGAAAUGAGGCGAAAUCAACGCGAAGAGGACUUGCGUGAGAAUCAUCCGUUCUUCGAUACGCCACUGUUUUUGGUGCCGCGUGAGAGUCGUUUUCGUAAGAUUUGUCAGAAGAUCGUGCAUGGACGUUACGAUGCGCGCCUUAAGGAUCCACUAACGGGCAAGGAACGGAAAGUGCAGUAUAAGAGCAUGCACAAUUUUCUCGGUUUGGUCACCUACUUGGAUUGGGUUAUGAUCUUUGUUACGACACUUUCAUGCAUAUCAAUGAUGUUUGAAACGCCAAGCUAUCGCGUUAUGGAUCAUCCUACUCUACAAAUAGCCGAAUAUGGUUUUGUAGUAUUUAUGAGUCUGGAGUUGGCUUUGAAAAUACUUGCCGACGGUCUCUUCUUCACACCGAAAGCCUAUAUUAAGGAUGUAGCUGCAGUGCUGGAUGUCUUCAUUUAUGUUGUAUCCACAUCCUUUCUCUGUUGGAUGCCCCAACAGAUACCGACUAGUUCUGGCGCACAACUAUUGAUGAUUUUGCGCUGUGUACGCCCAUUGCGUAUUUUCACGCUGGUGCCACACAUGCGCAAAGUCGUUUAUGAGUUGUGUCGCGGCUUCAAAGAGAUCUUACUCGUAUCCACAUUGCUUAUACUACUCAUGUUUAUAUUCGCCAGCUAUGGUGUACAGUUAUAUGGUGGUCGCUUGGCGCGUUGUAAUGAUCCGACCAUUAUGCGUCGUGAAGAUUGUGUGGGUGUAUUUAUGCGUCGUGUGUUUGUAACGAAAAUGAAAUUGACACCCGGUAAUAAUGAGUCAUAUCCGUCGAUGUUGGUGCCACGUGUUUGGGCUAAUCCGCGCAGAUUCAAUUUUGACAAUAUCGGUGAUGCGAUGCUGACGCUUUUUGAAGUGCUCUCCUUUAAGGGUUGGCUGGAUGUGCGCGAUGUGUUGAUCAAAGCUGUUGGACCGAUCCAUGCGGUUUACAUACACAUCUAUAUUUUCUUAGGUUGUAUGAUCGGAUUGACCUUGUUUGUGGGUGUAGUGAUCGCUAAUUACUCGGAGAAUAAAGGUACCGCUCUGUUGACGGUCGAUCAGCGUCGUUGGUGUGACCUGAAAAAACGUUUAAAGAUUGCUCAGCCUCUGCACUUACCGCCACGUCCGGAUGGCAGAAAGUUUCGCGCUUUCACUUACGACAUAACCCAGAAUAUAAUCUUUAAACGUAUUAUAGCCGUAGUGGUGCUGAUCAACAGCAUGCUGUUGUCCAUAACGUGGAUUAAAGGUGAAGUUCACACGGAACGUUUGGUGGUUGUCAGCGCGGUUUUAAAUUUUGUUUUUGUCAUUGAGGUGGUUAUGAAAAAUAUAGCAUUUACACCACGUGGCUACUGGCAAUCGCGACGAAAUCGUUACGAUUUACUCGUCACUGUGGCCGGCGUUGUUUGGAUAUUCCUGCAGACUAUAUUAAGAAAUGAUCUCUCCUACUUCUUCGGUUUUAUGGUAGUGAUUUUACGCUUCUUCACUAUAACCGGUAAACACACAACACUCAAAAUGCUUAUGCUGACUGUGGGCGUGUCGGUUUGUAAAUCCUUCUUUAUCAUAUUUGGCAUGUUUUUGUUGGUAUUCUUCUAUGCCUUGGCCGGCACUAUACUCUUCGGUACUGUUAAGUAUGGUGAAGGUAUUGGUAGACGUGCAAAUUUCGGUUCUCCUGUAACGGGCGUAGCGAUGCUGUUUCGUAUUGUGACCGGAGAAGAUUGGAAUAAGAUUAUGCAUGAUUGCAUGGUGCAACCACCAUAUUGUACGCCAGGAAAAAAUUAUUGGGAAACCGAUUGUGGCAAUUUCACAGCUAGCUUGGUAUACUUCUGCACUUUCUACGUCAUUAUUACGUAUAUUGUAUUGAAUUUACUCGUGGCUAUUAUCAUGGAGAACUUUUCAUUAUUCUACUCAAACGAAGAGGAUGCUUUGCUUUCGUAUGCCGACAUACGCAAUUUCCAGAACACAUGGAACAUAGUGGACAUACAUCAACGUGGCGUUAUACCUGUUCGACGUGUGAAAUUCAUAUUACGUCUAUUAAAAGGACGUCUAGAGUGUGAUCCACAGAAGGAUCGAUUGCUCUUCAAGUACAUGUGCUAUGAAUUGGAUAAGUUGCAUAAUGGUGAAGAUGUGACUUUUCACGACGUGAUUAACAUGCUGUCCUAUCGGUCGGUGGAUAUACGUAAAGCAUUGCAAUUGGAGGAAUUGCUGGCGCGUGAGGAAUUCGAAUAUUUGGUAGAGGAAGAAGUCGCCAAGAUGACUAUACGCACUUGGUUGGAGGGUUGCCUGAAGAAGAUACGUGCACAAAAUGCAAGUAAGCAACAAAACUCCUUAAUUGCCGGUUUGCGCGCCACAAAUGAGCAGUUAAUGCUACUCAAGACACCGGAGGAUAAAACUCCCACCAGCGGCGGUGAGAAACCACCUGGCAGCACAACUGCGGCGGGUCCACCGACUAGUGAUGCCUUUUCGCCCACCUUUAGUUCAACGGAGAAUGAAGAAAAAGAUGCCAGUGGUAGUGCGGCUGUCUCCACCACUGGUGAGGCGCAUGGCGUGCAACGUGUCAUAAGUGGCACCAAACGCGCACAAGCACUGAUUCGUUCGGACUCAACGGGCAGCUCAACGGGUCGCAAGUAUUUAGCACCCACCACAUCCGAUCCACAACAACGCAGCACACUUACGGACAAGGAGCGUUUACAUAUUAGUAGUCAACAAAAAAAGAAAAAUUCAAUGACGGCAGUACCUAUCUUGCCACCAGUCGCUGCUGCUAGCGGUUCUGCAAUUAAACGCGACUUGAAUCGGACGUCGGGAUUUUUCGCAUCCGGUAACAAUGAUGGCAGUCAAUUUCAUUAUCCCCCAAAUGUGGUGAAUCAUUUUGGUGAACAGCAUGGACCAUUGGGUAGUCCAUCAGCGAUUAUGGGUCACAUUAUUGCGGGUAGUAAAUUAUUGCCGUUUAAUAAUCAAGCGAAUGCAGUUUACGAGGUGCACGAUUGGUGGCAGGAACAGGUGAUUUGCACACUACACAGUGACGAUGAAGGUUGAGUUGAGUGUGCUCUUUGUACGUUUUGUAUUGACUUGUUAUUAAAUAGAAGAGUAUAAAAUAUUUUAGGUGGAUGUGAGUAUAGAAUAAGUGUGAGGUUAGUAAGUACGGGAAUAAUAAUUUAUAAUUAUAUUAGAGCUCUAUUUUAUGUAUUUUUUUGCACAUUGCCAAAUUUACAAAUUCCAAAUAGCCAAAAAUCUAUUUAUUUAGUUGAAUAGUGAAUGAUAUAGCACAAUUUAUUGUUAAAAAGAGUUGAAUAAUUUUAAAACAAAAUUGUUAGAAAACUGUGGAAAUACAAUUAUGCAUAGGUGUCUUAAUUUUGUAAUAAAAAUAUGUUGUGAAAAUUGUUA
Molecule: messenger RNA, 8202 nt
Organism: Bactrocera oleae (olive fruit fly)
Lineage: Eukaryota; Metazoa; Arthropoda; Insecta; Diptera; Tephritidae
Source: RefSeq, a predicted model, not a curated record